AUGAGCUUUGGUGCCUCCGUACUAGCCCCUCCUUUGCAUUUGUCCUCACUUCCUCCAAAGCUCCAAUUGACUGAGGCUUCUGCUGCUGACUACGCUUGGUGCACGCUCAUUGACCUCAGGUGCCGAUGGGGCAGCUGCGAGGUGAAGCCAAACUGCUUGAGUGCUAUGCAACAGCACUAUCACAAGCACUCGGCCCGAGCUCAUGAACAUGAGCACCGAAGAGGUGCUGAUGCUGAAUAUGUCUGUCGUGUCAAGCAAUGCAGCAACUUCUCCCAUACAAGCAUGGGAAAGCUUGGUGACCACAUCGACAAGGCGCACAUUGACUCUGUCCCGGUCCCUUGUCCGAUGAAAGAAUGUCUAUACACCUUCACUACCAGUACCCUGCCGUCAUUUCACCAGCACCUUGAAUCCUCUCAUUCUACAGAUCUCCGCCAGAAUAUCUCCCCUUUGGACUCUUUCAAGCCUCUUGCCAACCCCUGGUCUCCUGCUCUUCCUCCCAACCCUCCUCUGCUGCCAAGCUCUGCACCAGCAGCAAAGAGUGCUUAUCAUCAUCCUGUCAUCCCUGCAAAGCGAAGGGGUGCGGCCCUCACUCGUACACUCAGUGCUAUUUCGGCCACUGGCUCGAGCAUGCAGAGCAUCUCGGGGACUCCUCGCAAGCGCACACGGCUCUCGACACGAGCUUUCGACCCGCCCACUGCACCCGUCGCGGGACCAUCAUCUGCACGCGCUCCCACCCAACCCGACGAAGAUGGCGAUGACUGGGAUGAUAUAUCUGCCACGAAGCACUUCGGUGAUCUCACAUUCAGUGCACGUGCAUGGAAUGCCCCAAAUUUGUUCGUCAAGCGCGCGAAGGGUCCGCGCUGGGAUAAGCAGUGCGCGCUCGGUGGCGAUGUCGUUGUUCAGCCUCGUCGCGCGUUUCCGCCGAAAAAAAAGGUGCAACUCAGCGAGCCCCCGUCGUACAAGGGUCCCCCGCAGAUGGUGUACAAGAUGCAGCCAGACCUUCUGACGACUUUCGUCGCAAUGGAGGAACGGCACAAGCGGCUUGAGGAGAACGGGCUAUUCACUGUCGAGCCCGAGACGACGUGGGUUACGCGCGACGGGACGGAAGUUUGA
Messenger RNA from Peniophora sp. CBMAI 1063, 1113 nucleotides. Lineage: Eukaryota; Fungi; Basidiomycota; Agaricomycetes; Russulales; Peniophoraceae. The record is from the annotation of a GenBank genome assembly.